GAGCGGGACGUGGCCGUGGUUGGCGCCGGUGUCGGUGUCGGUGUCGGUGUCGGUGCCGCCGCCGCCCUAGGCCCGGCGAUGACCCAGCAAGGGGCGGCCCUGCAAAGCUACAACAACGAGCUGGUCAAAUGUAUUGAAGACCUCAGUGUCAAGAGGGAUGAGUUGAACAAGCAGAUCCGGCUGGAGGAAGAGGAGAAGAACAAACUGCAGAAUGACAUCCGUAUCCUGACAGAGAGGUUGGCCCGCAUUAAUGAGAACCUGGCUCGUAAGAUGGCCUCCAGGAAUGAGUUUGAUAAAACCAUCGCUGAAACAGAGGCUGCUUACAUGAAGAUUUUGGAAAGCUCCCAGACACUGCUCAAUGUACUGAGGAAGGAAGCAGGAAAUCUUGCCAAAGCCACAGAGUCAAAAAACCCCACAACUAAAGAUAGCUGAAUAUUUUAGCUUGAAUUACCCUGCUGUUAGCCUUUGAGGGAUAACUCCACACUCACCUGGGAGCUGUGCAGACACAGCUUGUUUUAUUGGUAGCACAAUGUAUAAUAAAAGUAUUUAGUUUUCUUAAA
Messenger RNA from Elgaria multicarinata webbii, 560 nucleotides. It is a transcript of the gene SSNA1, whose product is annotated as SS nuclear autoantigen 1. NCBI's taxonomy places the organism in Eukaryota, Metazoa, Chordata, Lepidosauria, Squamata, Anguidae. The transcript is spliced from 3 exons. The coding region runs from base 79 to 432 and encodes 117 amino acids. Gene Ontology annotation, cellular component: centrosome; ciliary basal body. The record is from RefSeq and is a predicted model, not a curated record.